This is a messenger RNA of Gadus chalcogrammus (walleye pollock), 2178 nucleotides long. It is a transcript of the gene dcst2, whose product is annotated as DC-STAMP domain containing 2. The record is from RefSeq and is a predicted model, not a curated record. The transcript has 16 exons. Lineage: Eukaryota; Metazoa; Chordata; Actinopteri; Gadiformes; Gadidae. Bases 1 to 2178 code for a protein of 725 amino acids. Gene Ontology annotation, cellular component: membrane.
AUGGAUUCACCCUGUGUGUCAAUCAGUCGGAGGACGCGGGGGUCAAAGCCGAAGCGACAGGUCAAAGGUCAGCUGGCGGAGGCAGGGCUCAGCGUGGGGGGGUUCCUGUGCGGGCUCCUCCUGGCGUCGCUCUACGGCUGCGCCGCCCUCCUCCUCCAGGGGGGGGCGCUGUGGUUCUGUGUCUACAGCACCGCCGCCAUAGCGCUGCUAGCCUCCUUCUCCAUGGGGCUGUCUGCUAGCACCCGGGCUAACGUGAUGCUAAUGCUACCCACGCUACUCUCAGUCAGGGGCAGGAUGGUGCUGGUUUCCUUCGUCCUGCUGCUGCUGCUCAGCGGGCCGCUGGCCAACAUCCUGCUCAACUUCGAGCGGGCGGCCGACAGCCUGGUGUGUGGGGCGGAGCUAGCCCAGAACCACACCCAGGAAGUGAUGAAGCGCUCGGCCGCGCCCCUAAUGCCGGUCCUUCAGAGCAUCAGAGAGCUGACGAGUAACGCUCGCUCCGUCGCGGGACGAGUUAACCACUUCAUCACGGCGCUCACCGACAACACGCGACACAUCGCUCGGACCCUGAGGAACGUGCUCCACUUCCUGGUGGACAUCGGUGACGUGUGCAACGACCGGAUGGGCCGGCCGUACAGGAAGUGCAUCGCGCUGUUCGACACCGCGCGCCUCGACUGCUCCCGCCUCCUGGGCGACUUCAACUUCCUGUGUGCCAUCGUGGAAGGGUUCCGCCCCCUCUGCGGGCUGGCGCGCGCCGGUCAGAUGUUCUGCGUCAUCCCCGCCUACGUCGGCGAGCACCUGAAGAAACGCCUUGCUGCCCUGGGGGCGUUCGCGCGGCUGAAAGCAGAGUUUGAGUUCAGCGUGAGUGCGGACGUGACCUUUGACCUGGAGGUGAACGGCAGCCAAUCGGUGCAGCGGGCCGCCCAGGACCUGCUGAGGGGCGUGGCCCUGGAGGUGGGCCGGCUCCGGGGGUGGGGCCAGCUGCUCACCUACCUGGGGGUCCUGAUGCUGGCCCUGGCCUACCUCAAGGCAGCGAGGUACCGACAGCAGUAUCUUCAUCAGGAUGAAUUUGACAACGCCUUCGUCACGGAGCAGUUUGAGGAGGAGGACGAGCGGAGGGCGAGCGAGGGCGGGGCCUCUGUGCUCCCCCUCCAGCGGAGGGAGGGGGGGCUCUACACCUCCUCAGUGUGGGGGUGUCUGACCCCCGAGGAGCGGCGGGGGUCCGCGCUGCGCCUCCUCUCCUCCCUCCGCCACGCGGCCCCCGGGGGCCUCCUGCUGCUGCUGGACCUGCUGGUGUCCUGGGGGCUGCACCUCCUCCUGGAGCUGGGGGCGGGGGGGCUGACCGCCCGGGCUCCGGUCCUGGUGGGCGUGGAGGUGAUGGGGGAGGGAUACGCGGCGGACAUCUUUAGAGACGUGGUGGCCUCCUUCAACGUCCUGCAGACAGCAAACAUCACCGUGCUGAGCAGGAAGUGCCUGGUGAAGCCCUCCGCCCCCAACUACUCCAGCUACCUCCUGAUUGGCGUUCUGUAUGGUCUCUCCAUGCUGCUCACCUUGACAGGAAGUUACUUCCAACGCUUCAGACGACUCAUCUGUGCUUAUUACCACCCUGAACGGGAACAGGAGCGGAUCCUCUUCCUCCACACACACAUCCUGGAGCAGAGGAGGAUUCUGGGAAACGCGCUGCGGAGCUCGGUAACCAGGGCAACGGACGACAGAGGAGGAGGAGGAGCCAAGGAACAACUUCUCUCCCUCAUACUCCGGGUACCGGGUGCAGCUCACCUGUCCAGGAGGCUGGGGGGGUCCGCCUCCACCUGUCUCACCUGCCUGGAGAAGGGGGCGGGGCCAGAUAUGGUCACCUGCCCCUCACUACAAUGCAAAGCUCAGUACUGCCAGCUCUGCUCCGGGAUGCUAGGAAGCAUCUGUGUGCUGUGCUCGCCCCCGCCGACCUCGCCACCGCCCCCGGAGGACGAGAGAGACUCCAGCGAUGAAGAGUUCUGGGAGCAAAGGAUGAGGCCAGACUGCGGCGUCACCAUGGAGACCGGACCGACCACCCUGGAGACCACCCUGGGGACCACACUGGAGACCACAGAGUCCACCCUGGGAUGCUCUUCGUCUUCCUACGGCAGCUGUAGUAUCACCAACAUGCCCUGUGAUGCCCAGAGCAGACCAGAACCGGUCUGA